Molecule: messenger RNA, 714 nt
Organism: Theobroma umbraticum
Lineage: Eukaryota; Viridiplantae; Streptophyta; Magnoliopsida; Malvales; Malvaceae
Product: arabinogalactan protein 41-like
Source: RefSeq, a predicted model, not a curated record
CAACCCUAUGUUGCUUUUCGUCGUCACAUCAUCAGAAACUCUCUCUGUUUCCUUGGCUUCCAGGUAUUCUGCUCCUUCCUCUUAGAAGAAAGAAGGAAAGAGCGGUUCUUUUUCCUCUCUUUCUCUCUCUGCGAGGCUCUCCUGUGCCAUUGCAGGAGUGUCUUUGAACAAAAGCUAAAUUUGAGAAGCAUCGCAGAGAGAGAUCGAGCAUUUUCUGUUUUUAUCGGAAAGGAAGAAUGGCAGUUUCCAGGGUUUCUCUUGCAGCUGUUUUUGUAGCUCUCGUUUUUGCUAUGAUUGCCUUGCCUGCUGCUGUUCAGGCCCAGUCCUCUGCUCCCGCCCCUGCCCCCACAAGCGAUGGGACGUCGAUUGACCAAGGAAUUGCAUACGUGUUGAUGCUGGUGGCGCUGGUGCUGACAUACCUCAUUCACGCUGCUGAUAUCUGCUUCAGCUUUUGAGCUUGCUAAUGGAGCUAGGUUGGGGUGCUGAGUUUUUUUUUUCCCUCUUUUUUGGGUAUAAGUUAAGACUAAAGAGUGAGAAAAAGGAGAGAGAGAUGGGAAUUGUAACAUUUGGUAUUUUGUUGGGGGAUGGAUGAUGUGCAACCAUGGUUCUAAAUGUUUGUAAUUAGAGAUUUCGAUUAAUCACUUGGGCUUUUGUGGAUGUUGGUAAUGUCAUAUUUAUGUUUGGUGGUAUUCAGAUUUUCAGUCUUCUUUUCUA